Ilex paraguariensis (yerba mate) is the source of this 1118-nucleotide messenger RNA. The record is from the annotation of a GenBank genome assembly. Lineage: Eukaryota; Viridiplantae; Streptophyta; Magnoliopsida; Aquifoliales; Aquifoliaceae.
UUUCUAGCAUAACCUUCUUUCUCACCUUUAUAUUUAUAUAUUUAAUAUAUUUAAUAUUUAUUUAUUAUUUAUGGUCGGAAUCUGACGCAAACCAGCAGAAGCAAAGAGCCAGUCGCCUGAAUCUGAUACAGUCGCCGGAAUCUGAGUCACACCUAUCAGAUUUCAACAAAUUCGCAACAUGGGUUUCUCUAUGGACAAUUCAAACUCCCCCACUCAAUCACACUACCACACCCACAAGGUCUUCCUCUUCUGCAACUACAUUCUCUUAGGCGCAGCCUCCAGUUGCAUCUUCUUGACCCUCUCUCUCCGCCUCGUCCCCUCCCUCUGCGGCUUCUUUCUAAUUCUCCUCCACAUCCUCACAAUCGCCGGAGCAGUCUCCGGGUGUGCCGCGGCCUCCUCGGGUGCGGGCAAAUGGUACGGAGCUCACAUGGUGUCCACCGUCCUGACGGCGAUAUUUCAAGGCUCUGUUUCGGUGCUGAUUUUCACGAGAAGCAUCGAUUUUCUUGAGAAUCUGAAGUCUUAUGUGAAGGAAGAAAAUGGAGUUGUGAUACUGAGAUUGGCUGGUGGGUUGUGUGUUCUGAUAUUUUGUUUAGAGUGGGUGGUUCUGACGCUUGCAUUUUUCUUGAAGUACUAUGCUUAUGUUGAAAGUGAUAGUACUAAUGCAAUGAAGAGAAGCGCAAAGGUACAAGAGGAGGACAUGAAAGAUUGGCCAUGGCCUUUCCAAGUCUAAGAAGUAUAGUGAUUUUGCUGUUAAUAUGCAGUACCGGCCCAUGCACUUUGCCAUUGCCUGGGGCCCAAAUGACAAAAAAAAAUUACUAGAUUCUAUUAUUCGUUUAUUUGUUGUGGGUUGGCUUUGGAGGGUUUCUAUUUUUUGUUUUUUUGUUUUUUGGGGAGGGGAGGAAUUUGUGAUUUGAUUAUGUUUGUUUGCAGAUGAAUGCAUUAUCGUCAUGUUUUUUUAUGAACUGCAUCAGAGUGUUUCUAAUCGGGUGUGAAUAUUGGUUCAUUUCACAUUAUGCAAUUAUAAUCUUAGUAAUUUCUUUCACGGGCCAAUUUUUUAUUUAAACUUUUUUGGAUGAAGCACGUAGACAUUGGAAGUGAUAUGACAAAGUCAUUGCAAU